Procambarus clarkii (red swamp crayfish) is the source of this 444-nucleotide messenger RNA. Lineage: Eukaryota; Metazoa; Arthropoda; Malacostraca; Decapoda; Cambaridae. The record is from RefSeq and is a predicted model, not a curated record.
AUGGGGUCACUAUGUGGGGGGAGCAACAGCUGCCCCCCGUUGCUGGAGGAGCAACAGCUGCCCCCGUUGCUGGAGGAGCAACAGCUGCCCCCGUUGCUGGAGGAGCAACAGCUGCCCCCGUUGCUGGAGGAGCAACAGCUGCCCCCGUUGCUGGUGGAGCAACAGCUGCCCCCGUUGCUGGUGGAGCAACAGCUGCCCCCGUUGCUGGAGGAGCAACAGCUGCCCCCGUUGCUGGAGGAGCAACAGCUGCCCCCGUUGCUGGAGGAGCAACAGCUGCCCCCGUUGCUGGAGGAGCAACAGCUGCCCCCGUUGCUGGAGGAGCAACAGCUGCCCCCGUUGCUGGAGGAGCAACAGCUGCCCCCGUUGCUGGAGGAGCAACAGCUGCCCCCGUUGCUGGAGGAGCAACAGCUGCCCCCGUUGCUGUUGCAGGUACCUGUUUCUUAA